AUGUCCGAUCAUCGGUACAAAUUCAACGUCAAGAUGGGAUGCUCCGGCUGUUCCAAUGCUAUCAAGGAGGCUCUUGGACCACUGAGCGGACUUAAGUCCCUCGAUAUCAGCCUUGAACAACAAAUCGUUUCCGUCGUCGCUGAACCCUCACUUUCAUAUGAUGCCGUGCUCGCAGCGAUCAAGGAAAAGGGCAAAGAAGUUCACAGUGGCGAAGCUGAUGGGAUCCUUCAGCCUAUCUAA
This is a messenger RNA of Aspergillus pseudotamarii, 240 nucleotides long. Its product is annotated as heavy-metal-associated domain-containing protein. The coding region runs from base 1 to 240 and encodes 79 amino acids. The record is from RefSeq and is a predicted model, not a curated record. The transcript has 2 exons. Gene Ontology annotation, molecular function: metal ion binding; copper chaperone activity. Gene Ontology annotation, biological process: copper ion transport. Lineage: Eukaryota; Fungi; Ascomycota; Eurotiomycetes; Eurotiales; Aspergillaceae. Gene Ontology annotation, cellular component: cytosol.